CACAAUUUACCUUCAAUCCAAGGAGAUGAACGGUAACUCGGCAAGGGUAACGUCCGCUGGAGGGUAGGUACCUGUGUAAUUUCUCCAGCCCACCGGCCCACUGCCGUCAGUUGGGUAGCUGGCGGACCAGUCAGAGACUCAGAAAGUUCUCUUCUGCUAACCCCAUCGCCUUUCCGAAUUCACCAGAUAAGACUUCAGUCUCUCUCUCUCUCUCAUCCUUGAAGGUGAGAUUCCCAGCUCCGUUCGUCUUGUAUACCCCGUGAGAAUCAGUCAUGGCUUCGUCUAUGAUUAGUCUGACUUGUAACAUUGGAGCAAUUAAGGGUCUUGAUUGUCAAAGCUAUGUUGGGUUAAAACCAUUCAAAAUUCAGAAUCCCAAUUGCGUCGAGACCGUAAUUAAGCCGAGUUUCCGUCGUAUGUUUGUUGUGAGAGCAAGUGAGUCACGGGAUAGAUCAAUGAAGAAGAUGGGGUUGAGUGACCAAGAGUGUGAAGCUGCGGUUGUCGCCGGUAAUGUGCCUGAAGCGCCGCCGGCGCCCCCAAGGGCAGCGGCACCGGCUGGGACUCCUGUGGUGCCUUCACUGCCACUUAAUCGACGGCCUCGUCGUAAUCGGAAGUCACCUGCAUUGAGGACAUCAUUUCAGGAAACAAACUUAGCACCUGCAAAUUUUGUAUAUCCACUUUUUAUUCAUGAAGGUGAAGAGGACACACCUAUUGGAGCUAUGCCUGGAUGUUAUAGGCUUGGAUGGAGACAUGGACUUGUGGAAGAGGUCUCAAAGGCACGGGAUGUUGGUGUUAAUAGUGUUGUGCUCUUCCCAAAAGUUCCAGAUGCAUUAAAGUCUCCCACAGGGGAUGAAGCAUACAAUGACAAUGGUUUAGUGCCCCGCGCAAUUCGAUUGCUUAAAGACAAAUAUCCUGAUCUUGUCAUUUACACUGAUGUUGCUUUAGAUCCAUAUUCCUCUGACGGGCAUGAUGGUAUUGUUAGAGAAGAUGGAGUUAUAAUGAAUGAUGAGACUGUGCAUCAGUUAUGUAAGCAGGCUGUUGUUCAGGCACGAGCAGGAGCUGAUGUUGUCAGUCCCAGUGACAUGAUGGAUGGUCGUGUGGGAGCUAUUCGUGCUGCUCUUGAUGCUGAAGGAUAUCAGCAUGUCUCUAUCAUGUCAUACACAGCAAAGUAUGCUAGUUCAUUUUAUGGUCCUUUUCGAGAAGCACUGGAGUCGAAUCCACGCUUUGGAGACAAAAAAACUUACCAGAUGAAUCCAGCAAAUUAUAGAGAAGCUCUGAUUGAGGCCCGUGAAGAUGAAUCUGAGGGAGCUGAUAUCCUCUUGGUGAAACCCGGUCUGCCUUACUUGGAUGUCAUAAGGCUUCUUCGGAAUAGCUCUCCUUUGCCAAUUGCUGCAUAUCAGGUUUCAGGUGAAUACUCAAUGAUCAAGGCUGGUGGGGUUCUCAAAAUGAUUGAGGAAGAAAGGGUCAUGAUGGAGUCUCUGAUGUGUCUUCGGCGUGCUGGUGCUGACAUCAUCCUUACAUAUUUUGCUCUACAAGCAGCCAAAAGUUUAUGCGGAGAGAAGAGGUUUCUGGAUGAGAUGCUGGUCUACCAAGGGAUUAUUGCCAUGUUAACAAACUAUCUCCUCCCAAAGGAGUGGAGCAUGACUGUUCCUCUUUCCCAGGCCACAAACUACACCCUUGGCUGAUUGGUUUCUUUCUACAAAGCUUCCUAACUUGUUGUGAUGACCUCUUUUCUGUCAAGGGCACAUGAUAAAGCUGAAAUGCCCAGGUGCCCUAGUUGGGAUUACCAGAUGUGGGACAACACUGUAAGGUCAGAAUUAUGUCAUAUUGACCCAGUUGCAGCCAAGCUAUGCUCCAGUCAAAUGCAUGCAAAUAAUAAACAAGACAAAUUCAAAGAAUCCUAAAUGCGGUGGUCUCUAGGGAGUGCUCUCCAUAUGCUAAAACACACAUCUUGUGUUAUGCGUGUACUGUUAUGUCUCAUCUUGUGUAGAAUGAAGUAAAGCAGCAGAGUGUUGCGAUAGAUUUAACAAAGUUGUAGUCUAUGUUGAGUUCAGGAGCGCCUAUAAAUACAUUGCAAGGAGCCAGGGGCAAGGAUAUCUUUCCCGCUGUAUCUAGCUGAGUUGAGCUCCAAAAAGAAGCUAGAAAAAGGAGCAAAGAUGGUGAGUUCAGAAAGAGCUGCCCCCUAGGUGAUAGAUUCACGUUAUGUACAUCUAUUGCUAUUGAAACAUCUGUCAUGGAGAUCUUUGUUAUGGCUCUCUUAUGUGAUGCGGAUGGGGGCUUCUCAUUUAGCUUGGGCUGUAUGAUUUUCGUGCCAGCCACACCUUGUCUUUGUUGAAAUUUAAGAAGUUUUUACCCUCAAACUUAAAAAGUUUUUACCCUCAGCAAGUGGUACCAGACACAGGAUCGUGAAGCCUCUUGGCACUUAGGGGCACGAAUGGGGCUCAAAGUUAGUUCUUGCACCAUGGCUAUAUGGCAGCAUCCUGAUUGCUCAAUGACCCUGUGGGACUUAGGGGGGAACUUGAAAAGCAUAUUUAAUAUCAAUGUACUCCAAAUGAAGUAAAAAAUGAUGUAAUCCAUUUUAUAUGCCUGUUCAUUUAACAAGUUUAUUUUGUUAUUUACUUGGAUUUAUUUGUUACAAAAGAAUGGAAUGGAAGAAGUUGUUCUUUAUAA
Messenger RNA from Malania oleifera, 2667 nucleotides. Its product is annotated as delta-aminolevulinic acid dehydratase, chloroplastic-like. Bases 273 to 1682 code for a protein of 469 amino acids. The record is from RefSeq and is a predicted model, not a curated record. Gene Ontology annotation, molecular function: zinc ion binding; porphobilinogen synthase activity. Lineage: Eukaryota; Viridiplantae; Streptophyta; Magnoliopsida; Santalales; Ximeniaceae. Gene Ontology annotation, biological process: heme biosynthetic process. Gene Ontology annotation, cellular component: cytosol. The transcript has 14 exons.